This is a messenger RNA of Ectocarpus sp. CCAP 1310/34, 414 nucleotides long. NCBI's taxonomy places the organism in Eukaryota, Phaeophyceae, Ectocarpales, Ectocarpaceae. The record is from the annotation of a GenBank genome assembly.
AUGACAACAUCAUGGCACAACCACCUCAACCCGGACGUACGUAAGGAUGCCUGGAAGCCCGAGGAGGACCUGAUCAUCUUCCAGUACCACCGAAGCCUGGGGAACCAGUGGGCCGAGAUCGCAAAGCUUCUGCCCGGCAGGACCGAUAAUGCCAUCAAGAACCGGUACUACUCCACCAUGCGAAGGCUCCAGAGGCAGGCUGUACGGAAAGGGGGACCUGGGGCGAUCCCGACGGCCCUCACGGAGAGACUCCUAAAGGAGGCGGCGAAUCUUCGAAGGCAAGCCGCGAUCCAGGAGGGAGGGGACGCCGGAGCCAUCCGGCCGGAGAUGGUGGCCGACGCUCAGGCCAAGGCGGAGGCGGCUGCCGGAGCUCUCGCGGUUGGACGCAUGGGCCAGCACAAUAGUGACUUGUAG